Molecule: messenger RNA, 1156 nt
Organism: Arachis stenosperma
Lineage: Eukaryota; Viridiplantae; Streptophyta; Magnoliopsida; Fabales; Fabaceae
Exons: 5
Coding region: 582-1004 (140 amino acids)
Source: RefSeq, a predicted model, not a curated record
CUCUUUCUCAGCUCUUUUUUUAUUUAUUUUCAUCCAAUCAUCCUAAACCAAACCCCAUUUCUUUCUCCAAAAUCAGCAUAAUACGAUUGACAAAAAAAUCGAUUGCGCCGCUAUUUCCAACCAAAAAGGAUUAAAUUUUUGUCCCCAGAUUUGAAAAAUAAAAAAUGUCAUCUUUCAGGUUUCCGUUACAAUAAUUUUCUGAAACCAAAACAUGCCAAUAUUUUUCCCUAUUUAUUUUUUAUAUUUAUAUUUAUAUAUUGGAGAACCAAACAAUUCGAAUAUUUCAUUGCUUUUUGUCCCCCCCACUCCACCUCCAUUUCUUUUCUUUAUUAAAGUCCAGGAAAUUCUCUGCUUUUUAUUUAUUUAUUUAUAUUUUUAUGUUUAAUUUUUUUUAUUAUUGUUAUUGUGAUUGCAGGGUAUUAAAUUCUCUUCGGCGAUUCAGAAUUUUAGCUGGAAAAUCUCUUCUUUGACUUGUAAAUGCAAUUCUGUAGAUACUUUCCACCUUGGUUUUGUCAAAUUCUUGCGUAUAUGGGAGCAGAGGUUGCCUUGGAUGCUUCACAAAACCUUCAGUAACUAUUCCAAUGGACGAGCCAUCUAAAGGACUAAGAACUCAAGGUCAAACAGUAAAUAAAGACAACAGAACAGAAAAUAUCUGGAGCAGCAGCACUUUUGAAAUGGAUAAUAGUGCUGCUCAGUCCCAGAGAAGCAUCUCAUCGAUCGUAAUGUCAAAUAAUCCUUCUGAUCCUCAAAGUAGUACCGGGAGUGAAAUUGGUCCGGCUGAAUUUGUCAACCAUGGUCUUCUUCUCUGGCAUCAGACAAGGCAGCAAUGGGUUGGGAAUAAAAUCUCCGAGAGUCAGAAGGAAGUUCGAGAACCGAGAAUAAGUUCGAACGCCACCUACGACAACCUUCUCGGAAACAACAAACACUUUCCUCAACCAAUCCCUCUGAGAGAAAUGGUUGACUUUCUUGUUGAUAUUUGGGAGCAAGAGGGUCUAUAUGACUGACCAAGGAUCUUUUUUUUUUAAACAAGAGAAUUGUUGUGAAUGGUGUAACUGUUUGCAAGCUAUUGUUACUCCCUUUUAUGAGGCUUCUAUUCUAAAUGAAUUAGAUUAAAUUAAUUUAUAAUGUCCAUUGAUUAAAUUCCUACUGCAAAUUA